CUCUGAGGCGCGAAGGUGCGUCUCCACCGAGACCAAGGACACCCAGCAUGUCAAGUUCAACCCUGAGGGCUUGCGGAGCUGGCGGCUUCGGGAAAGCUGUGUUCGGGUCCUGCCCGGCCCGAAGCGCUCUCUGCUCGCUCGGGCGUCUCCGCUCGCCCUCCUUUCCUUCCCGCCGAUCCAGCCAGCCAGGCUUUCUCCCCCUCUGUUCUCGCCUCCUCUCCCCCUCGAAUCCAGUCCUGGUUUCCCCGCUGCCAGCUCCUUCCCCUGCCUGCUGGGCUCGCUCCCCGCCCCCUCCUCUCGGGUCCCGGCGGGCCGCUCGGCUCCCCGGCUCCCCCGAAACCCAGCCGCCCGCGGCUCCGCUCGCCCAGGGCGGCCGCUCCGGUCCGGAUCCCGCCGCCGCCCGAGCCGGGCGCGAGUCCCAGCAGUUGGCGAGGAGGCGGCAGCGUCUGGCCCGGGUCCCCGCAACCUCCACCCCCCAACCCCCCUCCACCCGAGGUCGGCGGGGGGAGAGAGAGAGAGCGAGCGAGCGAGCGAGCGGCCGGGCGGCCCGGGAGCCCCUCCGAGGACAAUGCACCCGGCGCCGGGCCCCCACCGCGCGCUCCCGUCCGCGCCCGCCCCCUUCCCGCCACCCCCCGCCGCCGGCCGGCUGCAGCCCCUCUUCCUCCGGGGGGGGCCCCCCCGCGGCCGGAGGGGCUCGGGCGACAGCAGCAGCAGCAGCAGCAGCCCCGGGCGCGGGGGGGGGCGGCGGCGGGCGCGGCGGACGCGGCGGGGGCGGCGGCGGGUCCCCGAGCAGCAGCACGGGCGCCGAGCGGGAGGACGACGACGAGAGCGUCAGCAUCAGCAAGCCGCUGGUGGCCGCCGCCGCCGCCGCGCUCCCGGCUGCCCCGGGCCAGGGGGGCGCCCCUGCCGCGCCCGCCGCCGCCUCCACCUCCACGCCCACCUCCUCCUCCUCCUCCUCCUCCUCCUGCGGCAUGACCGCCGCGGACUUCGGCGCGGGCUCGGCGGCCGUCGGGGGCCCCGGGAGCCGCUCGGCGGCGGCGGCGGCGGCGGGAAGCGCGGGGACCGGCGGCGGCGCCUCCUCCUGCUGCUGCUGCUGCGGCGGCGGCGGCGGCGGCGGGCGCCCGGCUCGCUCGGGCCGCAGGGGCCGGCGCCGCGGCUGCUCGGCGGCUUCCGGCAGCCGCUGGGGCUACCAGGCGCUGUCUGUGGUGCUGCUGCUGGCGCAGGGCGGGCUGCUGGACCUGUACCUCAUCGCCGUCACCGACCUGUACUGGUGCUCCUGGAUCGCCACAGACCUGGUGGUGGUGGCGGGCUGGGCCAUCUUCUUCGCCAAGAACAGCCGGGGCCGUCGGGGGGGCCCGGCGGGCGGCGGCGCGCACAACCACCACCAGCUCCACCACCACUCGGCUCCUCCCCUGCACCUGUCCUCGGCGGCGGCGGCGGCGGGGGCCGGGGCUAAGGCUCGCGGGGGCCGAGGAGGUUCGGGCGGCCCGGGAGCCGGGCCGGGGGCGGCGGGCGAGUUCGCCUUCGCCUACCUGGCCUGGCUCAUCUACUCCAUCGCCUUCACCCCCAAGGUGGUGCUCAUCCUGGGCACGUCCAUCCUGGACCUCAUCGAGCUGCGCGCGCCCUUCGGCACCACGGGCUUCCGCCUCACCAUGGCGCUGUCGCUGCCCCUGCUCUACAGCCUGGUGCGUGCCAUCAGCGAGGCGGGCGCCCCCCCGGCCUCGGCGGGCCCCCUGCUCCUGCAGCCGCAGCGGCACCGGGCCGCGGGCUGCUUCCUGGGCACGUGCCUGGACCUGCUGGACAGUUUCACGCUGGUGGAGCUGAUGCUGGACGGCCGCGUGCCGCUCCCCGCGCACCUGCGCUACCUGCUCAUCGCCGUCUACUUCCUCACGCUGGCCUCCCCAGUCCUCUGGCUGUACGAGCUCAACGCCGCCGCCGUGGCCGCCGCCCCGGCCUGGGGCCAGGCCUCCGGGCCCGGCAGCUGCAGCCGCCUCUUGCGCCUGCUGGGCGGCUGCCUGGUGGACGUGCCCUUGCUGGCGCUGCGCAGCCUCCUGGUGGUGAGCUACCAGCAGCCGCUGUCCGUCUUCAUGCUCAAGAACCUCUUCUUCCUCGGCUGCCGUGGCCUGGAAGCCCUGGAGGGCUGCUGGGACCGUGGGAGUUGGGUUUCCCCGAGUCGGGCCAGAGGCAGCUACGGUGCUCCCCCGUCCGCCCCACCGCCACCUCCGCCACUGCCACCUCAGGGAGGCUCCCAACGGGGCCACUUGGAAAACGAAGGGGGCCCUCACGGCUACGUCAACACCCUAGCUGUGGCCUCUCAGAAUUGAACAGGGGAAGGGCAGGGCCCCUGAUCUUGGCUUUAGCGUUUCUGGCCCCCUUGGCUGUGUUUAGAAGAGGUAACCGUUGAUUAGGUCGAAGGUCAGUGAAUUCUUCCCACGGGUAGAGACUACUUGGAGCGAGACGAGCAAUAUAUCGUGGUGGGGGAGGGUCCAUGUUCACCAUGGUCCCUCUCUGUAGUCUUCCCUGGAUAAACGUGCCACCUGUUUUUCUUGCCUUCAUCCUGGUUAGGAGUGGUGGGCUUUGGCAGAGGAAGUGUGUGUGUGUGUGUGUGUGUGUGGUGUUUUGGGGUGUCAGCCCCAUGCCCUUGGCCGUGGGAGGAGAUCUAGGGAGGCCUUGCUGCAGAUCACAUAUUGCCGCCACAUCCCUUCCUGCCUGAAUUUCUGACCACGGAGCCCAGGAGUUGCUCAGUUGCGGUACUCCAAGGGAGAAGCUCACCCAGGGCCUUCCUCACUCCCCUUCCUCUCUGCUCAGCUUCGAGAGGAGAGGGCCUAUGCUGUAAGGACCAAACAACACCCUUUCUUGGGUGAGCGCAUAUUCCUACCUCUGUGCUUUCCAUUCUUGUCGCAUCACACACUGAUGCCGCUUGCAAAAGAAAGAAAAUGAAACACUCAGAAGUUGCAUUCAACAGGGGCCACUGGAUCCCUUUGGGGUUUGAUACCAGCUAUUACAGGGUCUGUGGAGUGUCAGCCAUUGGCUUGCUCUCCUUUGGUUCCUCCCUCCACACCAGAAUUCUUACUCUUCCUGUGUUGGUGCUGGUUGGGUUGGAACCAAGUUCGGAGCAGCUGCUUUAGUGGGUUCAAAUGUCUGGAGGUCGGGCCUCACGGGGACCCUGGGGAGGGUCACCUGCUCCUUCAGAAAGCCUGGUGUAGAGUGGAGGGCGUGCUGACCUUUCAUCUCUCCUCUGCUGCAGGUCUCAUCAGGGAGCAGGCACAUGCGGAGCCUCCUGCUAAGCCUUCCCCCACAGGGUCCUGGCGAGGCUCUCCUUAGGAUUGUCCCUCAAGGGAAAUCAGGGUUGGCUACUCUAGUCUUGACAAGGGAUGUCAUUCUUGGAGUCUCUAAGGCAGGAUAAGUAUUCUGUGAGGAGUCAAGGAUCAGAGGUUAGGGAGCAAGGCCAGGAUAUACUCAUCCCCACAGUAAGAUUGGGGGAGGGGGAGACCUUAAGAAUUUUGGUUCCCCUCCUUUCUUCUGUUUUGGGAAUUUUAUGUGGUAUAAGGAACCUCGACAAGGGACCAGAAAACAUGAUCUCUAGUUCUGUCUGUUACUUGAGAGAUUUGAAUACCAUGUCAUUUUUAGUCUCUAGGCCUCAGUUACCUUUCUAGGGUGGUGUUUGAGUUUGGGGCUUUCGAGCUCUGGUCACAAUGCUGCCUUAAAGGCAGACAGGAGAGGAGCUAUCCAGGGCCUACCUGAGGAUGGCUCCACUUCUACACUGUGCCUGGCCUUAGGCUGGGAGAGCUGAAGGGAGGUUUGCCAACCAGGUUGGGGCACAGGCAUCACAGGGUCCGCUGAUGCCAGCCCCCUCUCAAGCUCAAAGCACCGGGGCAGGCUCAAUGUGCCAAGCCACUGGCUACUCACUCAGCAGCCAGGCCCAAGUCCCUCAUCCCUUAGGAGCUUCUGAGAACCAGGGGCUGCACAGGGCCCCUCGUUCUCAACUGCCCAGGGUGAUGGGCUGAGGGUAUCUAUGUGGACGGAAGCAUGAGAGGCCGGCACACUGGUGGGCCUGCCCAGCUCUUGGAGUGUGCCGCGUGGAGGAUGCCUACAAUCGGUGCCCUCUGUGCUCCUGGUGCCUGCCUCUUGUCACAAAACACCUGCCUUUUCUCCUCGUCCUGGCUGACUCCACUUCUGACCGGUCACAAGGUCCCGGGCCUGAGGCUAGUUGCCUCAGUGUUACGUGUCUGUCCUCCAGCUCUGCUGCGUUUCUUGCUACCUAAUUCCAAUGACUGUGAAAAGGAAUUCUGUCUGAGCCAUGGCCAGCUCUGGCUGGCCCCCAACCCACCCUCUUUCUACUGUUUGGCUAGCCAUGCCUCCGCUGUGUGACUGCUGUGUGAGGCAGGGGCUGGCCGCUGGACUCAGGAUGGAAGGUUGCCAUUUCCCUGUUACAUCAAGAGACUUGGUCACACUUGUGCCAGAGGCCAGGACUGCUGGGGACCCAGUGAGAGCCCAGGACAUCUCCACCAUUCUCUUCUGUCUUCUGCUAAUCUGUAGAUAGAUGUCCCCAAGAUGUCAUGACCAGAAUAAUGCACGGUCCUGAAUCUUGUGCCAGGGAAUGGAUCAUGGAAGAGAAGCCUGGGCUCAGAAUUUAGCCCUGCCUGCUUCUAGCCUUUGAGCAUGGAAGGGGAGGGCCUAUUACCUGAGCUCCAAAUGGUACCUGUUUUUAAAAAUGAGUUAAUUGCUUUGCAGUGCUGGGCAUUAGACCCAGGGCAUGCUUGGCGAAUGCUAGUCAGCCUGCUGAGCUAUGGCCUUAACACUCAGUUGUGUUCAGUCGAAAGACUGUGCUCUCUCUGAAGACUUGCACCCCACCUUUUAAAUUUUUUUUGAGUGUGUGAGUGGGUCUCACUAUGUUCCCAGGGCUGGCCUAGAAUUUCAGGGCUUAGGUAGCCCUCUUCAGCCUCCCGAGGAAACGGGUGUGCAACCAAGACUAUUCCUGUUAAAAGUGCCCUGGGAACUGGGCCGGGUGUGUGGGGUGCAGAGGUGGGAACUCAAGCCCAGAAGUAAAAGAGACGCGGCACCUCACUAACGUUUAUCACAUUUUUUUCUCUCUCUCUUUUUAAAAAUAAAACCAGACUCUGUUCUGAAAAUAAAAGCUUGAGACUUGUGACAAGC
Molecule: messenger RNA, 5157 nt
Organism: Meriones unguiculatus (Mongolian gerbil)
Lineage: Eukaryota; Metazoa; Chordata; Mammalia; Rodentia; Muridae
Gene: Tmem121b
Product: transmembrane protein 121B
Exons: 2
Coding region: 48-2324 (758 amino acids)
Source: RefSeq, a predicted model, not a curated record